Molecule: messenger RNA, 7928 nt
Organism: Pseudopipra pipra
Lineage: Eukaryota; Metazoa; Chordata; Aves; Passeriformes; Pipridae
Gene: CACNA2D1
Product: calcium voltage-gated channel auxiliary subunit alpha2delta 1
Exons: 40
Coding region: 24-3353 (1109 amino acids)
Cellular component (GO): L-type voltage-gated calcium channel complex
Molecular function (GO): voltage-gated calcium channel activity
Source: RefSeq, a predicted model, not a curated record
GGGAUCGAUCUUCGAUCAGGAAGAUGGCUGCUGGCUGGCUGCUGGUCUUUAGCCUGACACUUUUCCAGUCCCUGGUGAUGAACCACUCCUCGGAGGGACCGUUCCCUUCAGCCACCACGAUAAAAUCAUGGGUAGAUAAGAUGCAAGAAGAUCUCGUAACACUGGCACGAACUGCAAGCGGGGUGGAACAGCUUGCUAAGAUUUAUAAGGAUAACAAAGCGUUGUAUGAUGUAGAAGCAAACAACCCUCGUCAGCUAGUGGAAAUUGCAGCCAGAGACAUUGAAAAACUUCUAAGUAACAGGUCUAAAGCCUUAGUGCGUCUUGCUAAAGAAGCAGAGAAGUACCAAGCAUCACAUCAGUGGAGGGACGAGUUUGGGAAUAAUGAUAUAAUCUAUUACAAUGCAAAAGAUGAUCAGAAUGAUCCUGAAAAGAAUGACACUGAAUCUGGCAGCCAGAGAAUCAGACCGGUAUUUGAAGAUGAUCCUGUUUUCCGACGGCAAACGUCUUACCAACAUGCAGCAGUCCACAUACCAACAGAUAUUUAUGAAGGCUCAACCAUAGUGUUAAAUGAACUCAACUGGACGGCAGCAUUGGAUGAUGUGUUCAAGAGGAACAGAGAAGAAGACCCCACUUUAUUAUGGCAGGUUUUUGGCAGUGCAACUGGCCUCGCAAGGUAUUACCCAGCUUCCCCAUGGGUAGAUAAAAGCCGAACUCCUAACAAAAUAGAUCUGUAUGAUGUACGCAGAAGACCAUGGUAUAUCCAAGGAGCUGCAUCUCCCAAAGACAUGCUUAUUUUAGUUGAUGCGAGUGGGAGUGUCAGUGGAUUGACAUUGAAGCUGAUCCGCACCUCAGUCAUUGAGAUGUUAGAGACGUUGUCUGACGAUGACUUUGUGAAUGUAGUUUCAUUUAAUAAUAAUGCUCAGAACGUCAGUUGCUUUAAUCAUCUUGUCCAAGCUAAUGUGAGGAACAAGAAGAAACUGAAAGAAGCUGUCUAUAAAAUUUCUGCUAAAGGAAUUACAGAUUACAAAAAAGGCUUUAGCUACGCUUUUGAACAGCUGCUAAAUCACAGUGUCUCCAGAGCUAACUGCAAUAAGAUUAUUAUGUUGUUUACGGAUGGUGGUGAAGAAAGAGCGCAAGAAAUUUUUCAUAAAUAUAAUGAAGACAAAAAAGUACGUGUGUUCACAUUUUCUGUUGGUCAACAUAAUUACGACAAAGGACCCAUACAGUGGAUGGCCUGUGAAAAUAAAGGUUAUUAUUAUGAAAUUCCAUCUAUUGGAGCCAUAAGAAUAAACACCCAGGAAUAUCUGGAUGUUUUGGGAAGACCAAUGGUUUUAGCUGGAGAGAAAGCCAAACAAGUCCAAUGGACAAAUGUCUAUCUGGAUGCUCUGGAGCUGGGCCUUGUGAUUACAGGAACUCUACCCGUCUUCAAUCUAACAAGGGAACAAAAUGGGAAAAUUAAUCAACUGAUUCUUGGAGUAAUGGGGGUCGAUGUCUCUUUGGAAGACAUAAAAAAACUGACACCCCGAUUUACGCUUUGUCCAAAUGGUUACUAUUUUGCCAUUGAUCCUAAUGGGUAUGUGCUCCUGCAUCCAAAUCUCCAGCCAAAGCAAAUUGGUGUGGGCAUACCCAAAGUUAAAUUGAGAAAAAGGAGACCCAAUGUACAGAAUCCUAAAUCCCAGGAGCCUGUUACACUGGAUUUUCUAGAUGCUGAAUUGGAAAAUGAUAUUAAAGUUGAGAUUCGGAAAAAAAUGAUAGAUGGAGAAAGUGGAGAAAAAACUUUUGAAACACUGGUCAAGUCCCAAGAUGAGAGGUAUAUUGAUAAAGGAAACAGAACAUAUACAUGGACUGCUGUGAAUGGCACUGAUUACAGCUUGGCAUUGGUGUUACCAUCAUACAGCUUUUACUAUAUUAAAGCCAAAAUAGAAGAACAAAUAACUCAAGCCAAAUGUAAGUACUGUGAAGUUUCAGAAACACUGAAGCUUGAACAUUUUGAUGAAGCUGGCUAUACGUUUAUAGCACCAAGAGAAUACUGUAAUGAUGUAAAAAAAACAGAAAACAACACUGAAUUUCUAUUAAAUUUCAAUGAAUUUAUAGACAGAAAUACUCCAGGCAGUUCAUCAUGUAAUACCGAUAUGGUCAUUAGAGUUUUGCUGGAUGCAGGAUUUACAGAUGAACUUGCCCGAAAUUAUUGGAGUAAACUGUCUCUUGAUGGAGUUGUUGCACAAUUUGUUGUUACAGAUGGUGGAAUUACUAGAGUAUUCCCCAAAAGGGCAGGAGAAGAUUGGUUGGAAAAUGCUGAAACUUAUGAAGUCAGCUUCUAUAAAAGGAGUUUAGAUAAUAACAACUAUAUUUUCACAGCUCCAUAUUACAACAAAAGUGGUGCCAAUAGCUAUGAAUCAGGUAUUAUGGUAAGCAAGGCUGUGGAAAUAGACAUUAAUGGAAAACAUCUGAAGCCAGCAGUUGUUGGAAUAAAAAUUGAUGCAACCAGAUGGAUGGAAAAUUUCACAAAAACCACAAUCAAGAGCCUGUGCAACAGUGAAAUCUGUGGAUGUGAGAGAAAUAGCAUGCAUGUGGACUGUGUUAUCCUUGACGAUGGUGGAUUUCUUUUGAUGUCAAAUCGAGAUGAAUAUACACAACAGAUUGGAAGAUUCUUUGGUGAGAUUGAUCCUGGCCUGAUGCGAAACCUGAUUAACAUGUCCCUGUAUGCCUUCAACAAGUCAUAUGACUAUCAAUCAGUCUGUGAUCCUGAAGAAGAACCAAAGCAAGGAGCUGGACUUCGUUCUGCUUAUGUGCCUACGAUAACAGAUAUUUUACAACUAGGAUGGUGGGCUUCAGCAGCUGCCUGGUCUAUCUUACAGCAGCUGUUUUUGAGCUUGACUUUUCCACGGUUCCUUGAAGCAGCUGAUAUGGAAGAUGAUGAUUUCAGUGCUGCUCUGCCUAAAACAAGCUGCAUCACUGAGCAAACUCAGUAUUUCUUCGAAAAUGAUGAUAAAUCCUUUGGUGGGAUUGUAGACUGUAUAAACUGCUCCAGACUUUAUCAUGCAGAGAAGAUUUCAAACACCAAUCUAGUAUUCAUUAUUAGUGACAGCCAACUGCUGUGCCGCUCCUGUGACCCAAAGCCACUGAUGCAAGCAGAGAAGCCGGAUGAGGGGCCAAAUCCUUGUGAAAUGGUCAAACAACCUCGAUACAGAAAGGGUCCCGAUGUCUGUUUUGAUGAAGCCAAACAGGAUCAGCCUAUAUGCACAACGAGUCGUGCCUCUGCCAUGACGUCCGCUCCUAUCUUCAUUUUUCUGCAAGUUUUCAUGUGGUGUGGAUGGAAGAUUCGGCUGACUGUGGUGGUGCCUCUGGUCUGAGUCCAUCACUGUGGUCCAUGGUAGGAAUUCAGCUGGUCCUGCUUUGGCUGUUAUCUGGCAGCAGACACUGCCAGUUAUGACCUUGCUAAACCAAAAGCUGCAUAACUUAAUCAAGACCCGGCCAAAACGAUAGCCUCAGUUUCAUUUUAGAAGGGGUCAGCUACUCAGACAGCAGCAGAACAGCAGCGCUCGUGUCUGGUGAUCAGUCGUUGUGAGAUUCAUAAAGGCGCCCACGGUGGCUGCAUGUUGGAGUGUCGGAUCCUUAAACGUGUGUGAAUGCUGCAUCAUCUAUGCCAUCCGAGCAGACUUCUGUAUGUGCUCCAUUGGGGAAAUCUAAAUUCUUUUCUGUUUGUUUGUUUGUUGUUGUAAUCUUGAUGACUUCAUGUAAAAGGGCUCCCCUAACAAUGGCUUACGUUUAUGAUUUUCAUUUCUUUUAAGCUUUGGAUAUCUUGAAGAUUUAUAUUCUUUUACAUGAACAGUUAUUUAAAAACAGAAAAAAAAAAAAAAAGAAAAAGAAGAAAAAAACCCAAAUGUUGUCCCCAGUAUAUGUUACUAGCACCAUGAUGGCUGCUUUGAACAUCAGUUUUGUCCAAACUAGUUGAGUAAAAUGAAAAUAUUGGCCAAUUUUCAUUAGAAGUUCAGCAUGAUUGAAAUGUUUCAUGAUGAGUGGUUUAUUCUUCCGAAAUGAAUCAUGCAGCCAGCUAAGUUUUGGUAGGUUGAUAAAUUGUAUGUAGGAAAGAAAGAAGGAAAGGAAGAAGAAAGCAAGAAGAAAGGAAGAAAAGGAGAAAGCUACUGUGUUUCAAAAUACAAAGGUGCUGGAGAGUUUAACUAAAAAGUUAUUUUCAUCUUAAACUUGGUGUCAUCUUCUGUCAGAAAAAAUGUUAAUUUCAACGUAACAUUCACCUCCUUUUUACAAUGCAGUUACAUAUAAAGCUAGUAGAAUCAUUCAAAGGCUGAAACAAAAAUGCUUGUGAAUAAAAAAUGUCUUUGUGAUAUUUGAACGUUGGUUUCCAAGGGUAUUUUGCAUGAUGAUGAUGCUAUGUUAUUGUUUUCAGUUUGUUUUCUUUGAUGGUAGAGUAUAGUUCAUUGAAAAGGUAACUGAGUGAUUCUUUUAUUGUGUGAGAAACUGAACAUUGCAAUGUGUUGCAAUCAAAUCAUAUUAAAUUAUAUUAUGAAACAGAGCUCUGAAUAUACUGUGCAAUGAAAAAGCUGAGAAAAUAGGGUAAAUAUAGCUAUUGUAACAAAAGGGUUGAGUUGGAUUUUUUACAGAAUAGUGAUCUCACAUGAAAAUCUGUGUACAGAUAUUUUAAGUAUAUAAAAAUGAGAUUUAACGCAUUUAUUUUUGGAAGUAUAUGUUCUCUAAAGUUCAUAUCAAGUUCCCCCUUUGUUUCCUUCAUAUAUAACCACCCCUAAUAUUAAAACUUCUGCUGUUGCUAUUUAUUAUUGAAAAUAGCAUAUUUAACAGCAAAAUGUCCUGGUUGCUGUGAUUAGAAAAAAUAUAAACAAAAGGGGAGCCUUGAAUCUAUAUGUAUGCACAUUGAUACUUGAUUGUGAAUAAUAACUUUAGAAGUUGUUUUUAUACAACCUCAUUGGUGAUACAGGUUGGUGCAGUAAAUUACAAUAUUACAGUGUAGCAUAGUGUUGAUGCAAAAUAUGAUUUGCGCUUUUUUUUUUCUAAGUUUUCAAAACUAAACAGUAUUGCAAGACAGCUAAACCAAUGAAUGUGCAACUCUGCUGGUAUUGUACAGUUCUGCUAACAACUGCAAUAUGCAAAUAUUAACAUGGCACAAUACACUAGCUCUUUAAAAAAAUUAUAGAAUGCAAAGCAUUGGUAUGUAUAUGCUGGCAAUUGAUUGAUAUAAUUUUGAUCAUGCCAAAAGCUUAAAAAAAUGAUUGGACAUGCAUUAAUAUCCUAUGAAAACUGAAGAAACUCCUCAAAGCCAUGGCAUGGCUUGAAAGAUCAGACAUCUACUGUACUUGUACUCAUGGCUGGUUCAUUGUUUCUCAUGUACCUUGGCUCCAGCUAUGUAUUUUCUCAUGUUUGAGAACACAGUGAGUGAGGAAAAAUAAAUCCUGACCUUUUAUUCAGUGAUCAAAUUUAAAUUUUAAAAAAAAAUAUCUCUAAUAAUGUCAUGGAUGACUUCAGGUCCUCCUCAGGGAAGGUGAGCUAAUGUUGAUAAUAUGGGUGAAGAUGAACUUGAAGCUCUUCUUUUCUGUCAUACUGCUGUACUUCUCUUCACCCUGUCACCAGUUACCACCUGAUACAAAAAUUGGUUUAAGUGUUUUUAAUGCCAAGACUGCAUCCUGUAUUUUUCCUUGACGUGAUCAAUUCACAUUUUAUGGGAAGAACAAGUUUUGUAGGAAUAGGCCAAUACUUACUGCAUUCAUAGCUUUUACUCCAAGGUUAGAUAAAAUACACAUUUGUUUGCAUUUUACUCUUUUUAAUUCUUGAAAGAUUGUUGGUAUAUUAAGUUCUCUAUAGUUUUCAUUUAGCUUCCCAAAAGAAACCCUUCAUGGACAAGUUACACUAUUUAACACUGGCAAGGGUUGUGCUGGCAAGGCAUAUUUGCAGUUACUUAUUAAACUUUUUAUUAAAAUCUGUAGGCAUAAAAAGAGAAGGCACAAAGUCAUGGUGCCACAGAAAACGUCUGUGGGUCUUGGUCUCAACCCACUUCCCUUAAAUUACUCAAAUGCAAAAGGAGGGAGAAGCUCCUGCCAUGCAGACACAUAGCCCUCUUGGGUGAUCCAAAGAGGAAAAUGUCCUUUGUUCCUCUCCUCUGCCCCUCUAUAUGACCUGGAGAAUAAUGUUUCUUAUAAACAAUUAGCCUUCCAGUCACAAUACCCAUCUGAUUAAAAAUUCAGGAUCUGGCUCUCUGUCCCCCUAAAACUCAAUACUUUAAAAAAUAUUAUUUUAAAUACUUUAAAAUUUUAUAUUAGAAUAUCUAAGUGAUGGUCAAGAUUUUUUUUAAAUACACUACCCUGAUAUCUGCAAAUUGCAAAACACAGAUGGAAAAUGCAAUGUGAAUUUUGGCUAUCACAAAAUGUGAACACCAGUCGAUACAAAUAACUCACAUAAAUAAAUACGAAUUCUCAUGCAGAAGGGUGUCCUUACCCUUACAUAACGCAUCAUAACUGUCUUCUCUUGUCUUCGAAAGAAGAAACUUGAUCUUAGGCUUAAAAUUGAGAUAUUUUCAAAUUACAACAUAUUGUAAAAAAUUGUAAGCCAGAUAAAAAGCUCUGUUGAUAUUUGCUCAAGUCCUUUAAAUAGCAUUAAGGGAACUGUUGAGAUUGGUUCAGUUUACACAGAAGUCAUGCAGCAUAUUGUAUGUCUGACAAAUAACCACCAUUAAAGUUGUUACAGUAUGGUACUGUGCAAAAUGUGAUUUGAGGACUUAACAUGAAAGGUUUCUUUUUAGUUUUUCAUUUAAACAACCAGCAUUACUGCCAAAACACUGACCGUGGUCCAUAUUUGUAACAGGUUUUUAACAUAACAUAGCAGGUUUGAUUGACAAGAUUUUUAGGUCCUGUACCUUUAAGAUUUUAGUAUGAUCUUUUUCAUGUUUCUAAUGCUUGAGGCUUUACUGCUUAACUUGACAAAAACAACAAUGUUGCUGCCAUUUGUAAGUUUUCCUACAAUAUUCCUUUUACUAACUUAAAAACUGGCCUUACUGGUUUCAAACAGGCAGUAUCCCUUUUAAGUGACCUUUACAACCCAAGUGUUACUUGCUGUGGUUGAGAGUGUUUUGGUGUCACUGAAGAGACAUUAAGACCUUUUGUUCUCAUUAACACAUAAGCUCAGAAAACUUGCUUAGUAAGAAUUCCAAAACACCACCUCAGUCCCAUUGAACCUUAAAAUUCGGAACACUGGUUAUUAAGAAAUAUAUUAAUGCCUACAAGGCACUGCAAUGCACUCUGGUGUUUUUGGAAUGUCAACUGAACGUGAAAUCUUAAUAACUCCUUCCUUAGGAUAAAUUUUACCCUAUCUUCAUCAGACAUUCAAGCCUUUAGAAAAGGCCAGAUUUAUUAUUAUUUUGUUCAUACCACAAUGUUAAUAUUGUUAAUACUCAUUGUACACUAUUGUAAAAUAUUAAAACAAAGUGUCUGAAAACAGUUCAAGAGUUUUGAAAAGUUAGCCUCACCCUCUUCCCAGCUACUUGCAUCUGUCCUGUUUAUGAUUUAAAAGGAAAACAUCAUCUUGAAGAUAUAUUUCACUGAGGCUAAAGGGAUACUGUCUUGUUCAGAUGCCAUGAAAUUGCGAUUGUGAUCUGACAAAGCUGUCUUCUCUUCUUGUGUUGUAUGGAAUGUCUGGAUCAUGCUUUCUGGGAUAUUUUUAUUGAAAUGCUCAGUGUGCGUUUCUGCAGAAAAAGACUUGGUUGCUCUUACAAGGCAAGCAGGUCUUUCUCCCUUUUCUUGUGUUCUCUUGACACUUUUGUGGAACUUGACAAGCCUGGAAAAAUAAUUUUUUGUAAAAAUUUGUACAAUAAUGAUAUAAAAAGUUUAUAAUCCUAGAACCGUUGUGUUAAUUAUUGUGCAAAACCAGUAUAUUCAGAAUAAAAGUUUAUCAUUUAAAAUCAA